Molecule: messenger RNA, 9347 nt
Organism: Salmo salar (Atlantic salmon)
Lineage: Eukaryota; Metazoa; Chordata; Actinopteri; Salmoniformes; Salmonidae
Source: RefSeq, a predicted model, not a curated record
CUCUGAAACAAGGAGAGAGAGAACGAGAGAGAAAGAAAGAGAGAGAGACCCCCUGUGAUACUUUACCAAUUAAGGAUCUCACUGUAAGAUAUAUAUAGAGAGAGAGAGAGAGAGAGAGAGAGAAAGAGAGAGAGAGAGAGAGAGAGAGAGGGAGAGAGAUAAAAAAGAGCAAAACAGUGAAGAUCUUUCUUUUUCAAGAGUUGACGGAGCCCACCGGUUCUGCCCGCUGGGAGGGAUUUAAACGCACACCGCAACAGGAAGACAGAGCACUAGAUUAAGAAAGGCCACAAACUUAAGCACAGCAGCGAGACAGAGAGAGAGAGAGAGAGAGAGAGAGAGAGAGGGAGCGGUCGUCCAACAGACUCCACCUCUAAACCCCAGCCAGUGAACAGAGAGAGACCCGACGGCAUAAAAAUGAGUGGUUCCCACCUCCGCCAACACCAGUCGGCCCAGCCUGCAUUCAACGCCCUUUCCCCGGACAAAGACGCAGACAUGCCUGCUACAGAGAAGGACCUUGCAGAGGACGCGCCGUGGAAGAAGAUCCAACAGAACACGUUCACCCGCUGGUGUAACGAGCAUCUGAAAUGCGUCAACAAACGUAUCGCCAAUCUCCAGACGGACCUGGGAGACGGGUUGCGGCUGAUCGGACUCCUGGAGGUGUUGAGUCAGAAGAAGAUGUUCAGGAAAUACAACCAGCGGCCCACUUUCCGACAGAUGCAACUCGAGAACGUCUCGGUGGCUCUCGAGUUCCUAGACAAGGAGAACAUCAAGCUGGUGUCCAUAGACUCCAAGGCCAUAGUAGAUGGUAACCUGAAGCUGAUCCUGGGCAUGGUGUGGACUCUGAUCCUCCACUACUCCAUCUCCAUGCCCAUGUGGGACGAGGAGGAGGAGGGGGGAGACGGCCAGCAGAAGACCCCGAAACAGAGGCUUCUGGGAUGGAUCCAGAACAAGCUCCCAGAGAUCCCCAUCCACAACUUCAGCAGAGACUGGCAGAGCGGCAGGGCGCUGGGGGCACUGGUCGACAGCUGUGCUCCAGGCUUGUGCCCUGAUUGGGACCAGUGGGACCAGACUAAACCAGUGGACAACGCCCGUGAGGCCAUGCAACAGGCUGAUGACUGGCUGGGUAUCCCUCAGGUGAUAACCCCAGAGGAGAUCGUUGACCCCAAUGUAGAUGAACAUUCCGUGAUGACGUACCUGUCCCAGUUCCCCAAGUCCAAACUGAAGCCUGGGGCACCCCUGCGCCCCAAACUGAACCCAAAGAAGGCACGCGCAUACGGACCAGGUAUCGAGCCAGUAGGUAACGUUGUGAUGAAGAAGGCGGUGUUUACAGUGGAGACCAUCAGUGCUGGGAUGGGAGAGGUGCUGGUGUAUGUAGAGGACCCUGCCGGACACAGAGAGGAGGCCAAGGUGACAGCCAACAACGAUAAGAAUCGUACCUACUCAGUCUUCUACAUUCCAAAAGUCACUGGAAUGCACAAGGUGACAGUGCUGUUUGCGGGGCUUCACAUCAAUAAGUCUCCUUAUGAGGUGGAUGUGGGGAUGGCUCAGGGAGACAGCAGUAAAGCCACAGCCCAGGGACCUGGACUAGAACCUGCCGGAAACAUCGCCAAUAAGACCACAUACUUUGACGUCUACACCGCAGGAGCUGGUGUGGGAGAGGUAGAGGUGGUGAUCAUGGACCCAGCGGGUAAGAAGGACGUGGUGGUGUGUCAGAUAGAGGAUAAGGGCAACAGUUCGUACCGCUGCACCUACAAACCCACCCUGGAGGGGGCCCACACCAUCUAUGUUACCUUCGCUGGAGGACAGAUCAGCAAGAGCCCCUUCACUGUUAACAUAGGAGAGGCUUGUAACCCCAGCCUGGUUCGGGCUAAGGGCCGUGGUCUCCAGCCUAAAGGCCUCAGAGUGAAGGAGACAGCUGACUUCAGAGUCUUCACUAAAGGAGCUGGGACUGGAGAACUCAAAGUCACCAUCAAGGGCCCCAAGGGUCUGGAGGAGCCCUGUAAGAGGAAGGAUCUAGGAGACGGUGUGUUUGGGUUUGAGUACUACCCCACCACCCCCGGAACAUACAGUAUAACCAUCACCUGGGGAGGACAGCACAUCCCUCGCAGCCCGUUGGAGGUGAAGAUUGGUUUGGAGGCGGGGCCACAGAAGGUGCGAGCAUGGGGGCCCGGCCUGGAGAGCGGCAUUGUGGGUAAAUCGGCUGACUUUGUGGUCGAAGCUGUCGGAGAGAAUGUAGGAACACUGGGUUUCUCGGUGGAGGGUCCGUCCCAGGCGAAGAUCGAGUGUGACGAUAAGGGCGACGGGUCAUGUGACGUGCGGUACUGGCCAAUGGAAGCAGGAGAGUAUGCGGUGCAUGUCCUCUGUAACAACGAGGACAUCCAGCACUCUCCCUUCAUGGCUGAAAUCACUGCUGCUCUAAACAAGGACUACUACCCUGAUAAGGUGAAGGCGUAUGGUCCAGGACUACAGAGCAGUGGUCUUGCUGUGGGGAAACCCACUGAGUUCACCGUCGAUGCCAAGCAGGGAGGGAAUGCUUCCCUCAAGAUCCUGGCACAGGAUGGUGAGGGUACCCCAGUAGAUGUCCAGGUGAAGGAUAACGGUAAUGGAAUGUACACCUGCAGUUACACCCCCAAGAAACCCCUCAAACACACCGUCAUGGCAUCCUGGGGCGGGGUCAACAUACCGGACAGUCCCUUCAGGAUGACGAUCGGGGCAGGCUGCCACCCUAACAAGGUAAAGGUGUCAGGUCCUGGUGUGGCUAAAACAGGGCUGAAGGCUUUUGAACCAACAUUCUUCAAUGUGGACUGUGCUGAGGCGGGACAAGGUGACAUCAGUAUCGGUAUAAAGUGCUCUCCAGGUGUGGUGGGACCAGCGGAGGCAGACAUCGACUUCGACAUCAUCAGGAACGACAACGACACGUUCACCGUUAAAUACACACCGCCAGGCGCUGGUAGCUACACCAUCAUGGUGCUGUUCGCUGACCAGACCAUCCCCAUGACGCCCAUCAGGAUCAAAGUUGACCCGUCACAUGACGCCAGCAAGGUCAAGGCCGAGGGACCUGGGCUGAACCGCAGUGGUGUGGAGUUGACCAAGCCAACCCACUUCACAGUAAACACCAAGGCUGCAGGUAAAGCCAAGCUGGACGCUGUGUUCUCCGGUCCGGCUAAAGGAGAGGCCGUUAAGGACGUUGAGAUCAUUAACAACCAUGACAACACCCACACGGUCAAGUACACCCCCGUCCAGCAGGGGCCUCUGGGAGUGGCCGUCACCUACGGAGGAGAUUCUAUUCCCAAGAGCCCCUUCUCCAUCCCUGUGGCUCCGAGCCUCGACCUCAGCAAGAUAAAAGUUGAUGGACUGGGAGACAAGAUAACGGUGGGUAAGGACCAGGAAGUGACCGUGAAGUCCAAGGGAGCAGGAGGUCAGGGGAAGGUGGGAGCUAAGGUUACAGGGCCCUCUGGGAAACCUGUCACCUGCAAGGUGGAAGCGGGGCUUAAACCAGAGACCAGUCAGGUGAAGUUUAUCCCUCGCGAGGCGGGGCCAUACCAGGUGGAGCUGACCUAUGACAGCGCUCCCAUCCCAGGAUCCCCUUUCAAACCCACCGCCUACCCCCCCACCGACGCCACCAAGGUGAAGUGUUCUGGCCCAGGGUUGGAGCGGGCUAAGGUGGGAGAGACUGGGGAGUUUGUGGUGGACUGUACCAACGCGGGUCCAGCUGAGUUGACCAUAGAGAUCAUCAGUGACAGCGGGACAGAGGCGGAGGUCCACAUCCAGGAUAACGGAGACGGGACCUACACCAUCACCUACAUCCCCCUGUACCCCGGCUCCUACACCCUCACCAUCCGCUAUGGCGGGCAGGAUGUACCAAACUUCCCCGCCCGCCUCACGGUGGAGCCGGCCGUCGACGCCAGUGGAAUCCGCGUGUUCGGACCGGGAGUGGAGGGCAAAGGCGUGUUCCGCGAGGCGACCACAGACUUCACGGUAGACGCCAGAGCUCUGAACCAGACGGGAGGGAACCACAUCAAGACAGUGAUCCAGAACCCAUCUGGAGCCGUUACCGACGCUGUCAUCACAGACCGCCGUGACGGAACAUACAACGUAGAGUACACGCCCUACGAAGAGGGUCCCCACAGUGUAAAGGUGGCGUACGAUGAGUCUCCUGUUCCCAAAAGUCCGUUCCGUGUGGCAGUGACGGAGGGUUGUGACCCGGGGCGUGUACGUGCACAUGGACCGGGCUUGGACAGUGGCAUCACCAACAAGGCCAACAAGUUCACUGUGGAAACCCGUGGUGCGGGAACAGGAGGUCUGGGUCUGGCUGUAGAGGGCCCAUCAGAGGCUAAGAUGUCCUGCACCGACAACAAAGAUGGCAGCUGCAGCGUAGAGUACGUUCCCUACGAGGCUGGAACAUAUAACCUCAACAUCACCUACGGAGGACAGCCCAUCGCUGGCAGUCCAUUCCAGGUUCCUGUCAGCGACACUGUGGACAGUUCUAAGGUGAAGUGCCAGGGGGUGGGGCUUGGAACCAACGUGCGUGCCAACAUUCCACAGGCCUUCACCGUGGACGCCUCUAAAGCAGGAGUUGCACCUCUGCAAGUCAGAGUACAAGGACCCAAAGGUGUAGUGGAGCCUGUAGAGUUAGUGGAUAAUGGAGACCAGACUCACACCGUGAACUACACCCCGACCAGAGAGGGACCUUACUCUAUCAACGUACUGUAUGCUGACCAGGAGAUCCCACGCAGUCCCUACAAGGUGAAAGUGUUGCCUACCCAUGAUGCCAGCAAGGUGCGCGCCAGCGGCCCCGGUCUCAACACCACCGGAGUGCCUGCCUCUCUGCCUGUCGAGUUCACCAUCGACGCCAAGGAUGCAGGAGAGGGGCUGCUCGCCGUGCAGAUCACUGACCCCGAGGGGAAGCCAAAGAAGGCCAGUAUCCGUGACAACCAGGACGGGACUUACCUGGUGUCAUAUGUACCUGACAUGACUGGUCGUUACACCAUCCUGAUAAAGUACGGAGGAGACGAGAUCCCUUAUUCUCCCUACCGCAUCAGGGCUCUACCUACUGGAGAUGCCAGCAAGUGUACCGUCACAGUGUCAAUCGGCGGCCACGGCCUGGGAGCCGGUGUGGGACCAACCAUCCAGAUCGGAGAGCAGACUGUCAUUACCGUGGAUGCAAAGGCUGCUGGGAAAGGAAAGGUGACGUGCAGUGUGUGUACCCCAGAAGGGGUGGAGUUGGAUGUAGACGUGGUGGAGAAUGAGGAUGGAACCUUUGAUAUCUUCUACACCGCCCCCCAGCCUGGAGAUUACUGCAUCUGCGUUCGCUUUGGAGGGGAACUCAUCCCCAACAGCCCCUUCCUGGUCACGGCAUUGGAAGGAGCCCCUUCAGAUCAGCUCCUCCAACAACAACAGCUACCACAGUACUACAGCCAACAGCCCUGGGCAACAGACCGGCCAAUGGGAAUGAAUGGUUUGGACGUGGCGGGACUCCGACCGUUUGACCUGGUUAUCCCCUUCACCAUUCAAAAAGGAGAGAUCACAGGCGACGUGCGCAUGCCGUCAGGUAAAACAGCCAAGCCGGACAUCACAGACAAUAAGGACGGGACGGUAACGGUUAAAUAUGCUCCGACUGAGGCCGGUCUUCACGAGAUGGACAUUAAAUACGACGGGAUACACAUCCCUGGUAGUCCCCUCCAGUUCUAUGUGGACUAUGUGAACAGCGGGAACGUCAGUGCGUACGGACCGGGCCUGAUUCACGGGACCGUCAACAAACCUGCUGUGUUCACUGUCAACACCAAGGACGCAGGAGAGGGUGGUCUGUCUCUGGCCAUCGAGGGUCCUUCUAAAGCUGACAUCAGCUGUGUGGAUAACCAGGAUGGAACGUGUUCUGUGUCCUACCUGCCUGUUCUACCUGGAGACUACAGCAUCCUGGUCAAAUACAAUGACAAGCACAUCCCCGGCAGCCCCUUCUCAGCCCGCAUCACAGGUGAUGACUCUAUGAGGAUGUCCCAUCUGAAGGUGGGCUCUGCUGCUGACAUCCCAUUGGACAUCGGAGAGCUGGAUCUGAGUCAGCUGACAGCCUCUCUGACCACUCCCUCCGGCCGAGAGGAACCCUGCCACCUCAAGAUGCUCCGCAACGGACACGUCGGCAUCUCGUUUGUUCCCAAGGAGAUCGGGGAGCACCUGGUGAACAUCAAGAAGAAUGGACGCCAUAUUCCCAGCAGCCCCAUCGCCGUGAUGAUCAGCCAAUCAGAGAUUGGCGACGCCAGCCGGGUGCGAGUGACUGGCCAGGGCCUCAGCGACGCCAAAACCUUUGAACCUGCUGAGUUCAUCAUCGACACACGCGAAGCAGGCUAUGGGGGUCUGAGUCUGUCCAUCGAGGGCCCCAGUAAGGUUGACAUUAACACUGAGGACCAGGAGGACGGCACCUGUAAGGUCACCUACUGCCCUACUGAACCAGGAAACUACAUCAUCAACAUCAAAUUCGCCGACCAACACGUACCAGGGAGUGCAUUCACGGUGAAGGUGACAGGAGAAGGGAGGAUGAAGGAGAGCAUCACCAGGAAGAAGAGAGCAGCGUCUGUUGCUAACGUGGGCAGCCAGUGUGACCUCAGCCUCAAGAUCCCAGGGAUCAGCAUAGCAGACAUGGUGGCCCAGGUGACCAGUCCGUCUGGUCAGGUCCAGGAGACUGUUAACCCUGUGUGUGUAUUAACAGAGAUCAGCAUAGCAGACAUGGUGGCCCAGGUGACCAGUCCGUCUGGUCAGGUCCAGGAGGCUGACAUCAUGGAGGGAGAGAACAACACUUACUGCAUCCGCUUUGUUCCCACGGAGACCGGCGUGCACACAGUGUGUGUAAAGUACGCGGGCGUGCACGUGCCCGGCAGCCCCUUCCAGUUCACUGUGGGGCCCCUGGGAGAAGGAGGAGCCCACAAGGUCCGUGCUGGGGGGCCCGGGCUAGAGAGGGCAGAGGCUGGAGUACCAGCUGAGUUCAGUAUCUGGACGCGGGAGGCUGGUGCAGGGGGUCUCAGCAUCGCGGUGGAAGGGCCCAGUAAAGCAGAGAUCACCUUCGAGGACCGCAAGGACGGAUCCAGUGGAGUUUCCUACAUGGUCCAGGAGUCAGGAGACUAUGAGGUGUCGAUCCGUUUCAACGAGGAGCACAUCCCUGACAGUCCCUUCGUGGUUCCCGUGGCGUCGCCCUCUGACGACGCCAGGCGACUCACUGUUGCCAGUCUUCAGGAGUCCGGGUUGAAGGUCAAUCACCCAGCAUCCUUUGCUGUGAGCCUGAAUGGAGCGAAGGGACAGAUUGACGCUAAAGUCCACAGCCCAUCUGGAGCCCUGGAGGGCUGUUGUGUUACUGAGCUAGACCAAGAUAAGUAUGCUGUCCGGUUCAUUCCCAGAGAGAACGGUCUGUAUCUGAUCGAUGUGAAGUUCAAUGGCAGUCACAUCCCUGGCAGUCCCUUCAAGAUCAGGGUGGGGGAGACGGGACAGGCUGGAGACCCAGGCAUGGUGACCGCAUACGGAGCUGGACUAGAGGGAGGAUCCACUGGUACAGCCUGUGAGUUCGUGGUUAACACCAGUAAGGCGGGCCCCGGGGCCCUGGCGGUGACCAUCGACGGCCCCUCCAAAGUGAAGAUGGACUGUGUUGAGUGUCCGGAGGGUUACAAGGUGACCUACACCCCCAUGGCUCCAGGAAACUACUUAAUCUCCAUCAGAUACGGAGGACCUUACCACAUCGUAGGAUCCCCUUUCAAGGCCAAGAUCACCGGCUCCAAGCUGGUCAGUAGCCAUAGUAACCACGAGACGUCCAGUGUCAUGGUCGACCCUGUGACUCGCCAGGUUAGCUCUUCCCACCAGGGAGCUCCCAGCCAAUCGGACGCUAGCUGUGUGACAGCCAAGGGUCUCGGCCUAUCAAAGGGCUUUAUCGGCCAGAAGAACAACUUCAGUGUCGACUGCAGUAAAGCAGGUCGUAACAUGCUGUUGGUGGGUGUGGACGGGCCCAGGGUUCCCUGUGAGGAGGUUCUGGUGAAGCACCUUGGGAACCGUGUCUAUAACAUCAGCUACCAGCUCAAGGAGAAGGGAGACUACAUCCUGGUAGUGAAGUGGGGAGAACAGCACAUCCCUGGGAGCCCCUACCACAUCACUGUCUAGACCAAUCAGAUUCAACUCCAUCACUGUCUAGACCAAUCAGAUUCAACUACAUUACUGUCUAGAGGCCAAUGACAAAUCAGAACCCUCCAAACUAGCCCUUUGUCUUCAUAGUAAUCAGAGAUUACAACUUUCUAAACUCAUUCACCAAUACCCAAACAAUAAUGCAUAAACACUGAAUAUUCCUCUUCAUUCCUCUCCUCCACUAUCAUCCGCUCUCCCUCCCCCAUCAUAAUCAUCUCCCCUCCCCCAUCAUAAUCAUUCUGUCUCUCUCCCCCCCCCCCCCUCCCCUCACCUAUCAUAAUCAUUAGUAGUCAUAGAGAGGGGAAACAUGCACCUUUUUAUUACUGUAAAAUAGCUUAGCAACAUGUACCUUCCUUUCCCCACGCAGUGUUUAGCUGUGGGCUAGUGUUAGCCUAGCCUAUGGUAGCAUAGUGUAUUGGUAUAGGGGUUAGCCUAGCCUAGCGUAUGGUAGCAUAGUAUAUUGGUAUAGGGUUUAGCCUAGCGGAGCAUAGUAUAUUGGUAUGAGAAUAGCCUAAUGCUAGUCCAGUGUGUUCAUAAUGCUAAUUCUAAAACGUUUAAGGGAAAGAGGGACACCUAGUCAGUUAAAGCUGCUGCUAUUGUGGCCUGGUGUUAGCGCGUCUUAACCAUAACAGUAAUUUAAAGGGCAUAUAGGUUAAUAACUGUUAGUACAGGGUUUAUGACAUGUUAAUAACUGUUAGUAUAGGGUUUAUGACAUGUUAGUAGCCAGCCCCAAUAACUUCUCAUACUGCUACUGCACUUGUUUUAAAGGUAACUAGAACCACUGCAACGACUGACCCAGGUAGAACUGCAUUUUACAGCAUAUUGACCAGCAUCAAAGUAUUAAUAACUACAGUGUUAUGUCCAUGUCACUAGUAGUAUGAAUAACUGUAGUGUGGAAGCGAUGUCCUGAUACUAGUAUUGAACAAAAACUGUCACUGUAAUAUUACUAGCAGUGAAUAUGACUAGAUGAUAAAGUGUUGAAUGGAGAGAUGACUACUUGGAGUGAUGAGCAAAAUAAAUAAAUAAAUAAAGAACAAACGUUGCUUUGUGUUCCUGCUAAAUGUUCUAAACCCCCCCUGCUCUUUAGCUUUGUUACGCAGUAUUCCAGAACAAAAUAACCUUGUCUGUUAAAAAGCUUUAAAGUGUUGUAAGACAGUAUUUUGAUCCACAAUAAAGAUUGUCUUGAAGUA